Nelumbo nucifera (sacred lotus) is the source of this 3299-nucleotide messenger RNA. RefSeq names its product LRR receptor-like serine/threonine-protein kinase EFR. Gene Ontology annotation, biological process: protein phosphorylation. The record is from RefSeq and is a predicted model, not a curated record. Gene Ontology annotation, molecular function: protein kinase activity; ATP binding. NCBI's taxonomy places the organism in Eukaryota, Viridiplantae, Streptophyta, Magnoliopsida, Proteales, Nelumbonaceae.
AUGGCUUGGUCUUCUGUUCUAAAGGAAUUACUUCUUCUUGGGAAUAUCAUGCUUAGCUUCAUAUUACCAUCUAGCACAACGGCUGUUAGAUUUACAAAUGAAACAGAUCGACUGGCUUUGCUGGAAUUCAAGGAGAGGAUCGCUGAAGACCCACUCGGAGCUCUGAGUUCAUGGAACUAUUCAACCCACUUCUGUCAAUGGAGAGGAAUUACCUGUAGCCGACGGCAUCAGAGGGUCAUAGCCUUGAAUUUAGAGUCGCAGAGCUUGGCCGGGAUUGUUUCCCCUCACAUCGGAAACCUCAGCUUCCUUAGGAUUAUCACCCUCCAGAACAAUAGCUUCCAUGGGAAAAUUCCACCGGAGAUCGGUCGUUUGUUCCACCUGCGAAGUCUCACACUCAGCAACAACUCCUUUGAGGGUGAGAUUACAACCAACCUGACUUACUGUAAAAGCCUCAGGCUCCUCAAUUUGGUCGACAAUAAGCUUGUUGGUAAAAUCCCAAACGAACUCAGCACUCUAUCAAUGCUUUUGGGACUAGGCCUUUCUUCUAACAAUCUUACAGGAAACAUCCCACCCUCUCUAGGGAACCUUUCGUCUUUAGCAGAAAUUUCUAUAGGUUAUAACAAUUUGGAGGGAAGCAUCCCUGACGAUCUUGGACGAAUCACGGGCUUAGAAUUUAUUGUAGUUUCUAGUAAUAACCUUGUAGGUACAAUUCCUCCUAGCCUCUACAAUCUAUCCAACAUUUCUACAUUUUCAGUCUAUGAUAAUCGAUUACAUGGAGAAAUUCCUGGAGAUAUAGGCCUCAUUCUUGCUAAUCUCCAAUGGUUAUCUGUUGGAAAUAACUUGUUUACAGGAACCAUUCCAGUCUCACUAACCAAUGCUUCGAGACUUGAGUAUAUAGACUUUAGUAGUAAUGAAUUCACAGGACCAGUCCCAGACAAUCUAGGAAUGUUGCCAAAUCUUUACAGAAUCCAAUUGAGUGAAAAUAAGCUCGGAACAACAGAUGGAAAUGACAUGAAUUUCAUAUCUUCCUUAACAAACAGUACAAGAUUAAAAUUGAUAGUCACAGAUGUCAAUCAUCUUAGAGGUUCACUGCCCAACUCCAUGGCUAAUCUAUCCACCCAGCUCACUACCCUGUAUUUGGCAGAUAAUCUUAUAUAUGGAAGCAUCCCUUCAGGUAUUGGAAACCUCUUCAAUAUGGAGGACUUGAACAUGGAGUUCAAUGAUUUCACAGGCAAAAUUCCAAAGGAAAUUGGGAAGCUUCAUAGGUUGCAGAGAUUGUACUUGAAUGAUAAUAGGAUCUCAGGACAAAUUCCAUCUUCAAUUGGUAAUUUGACCCUGUUGAGCGUUCUCGAAAUUAGAGACAACAGCUUAGAUGGUCCCAUUCCUCACACUCUUGGAAAUUGUCAACAGUUGUCAAGCGUGGGCCUUUCUCAUAACAACCUUAAUGGCUCAAUACCCAAAGAAAUCCUCUAUCUUUCCACCAUUUCAGAUUAUCUCUACCUUAGUCACAAUGCUUUGACUGGCCCUCUGCCAUCAGAAGUAGGCAACUUGAAGAACCUUGUCAAGUUAGACAUUUCUAAGAACAAAUUAUCAGGAAACAUUCCUGACACGCUUGGGAAUUGUUUGCUUUUAGAGAAUCUUUACAUUCAAGACAACCUCUUUGAAGGCAUGAUUCCACAGUCUCUGAGCUUAAUGAGAGGUCUACAAGACUUGGAUUUUUCGCAUAAUAAGUUGUCAGGAGAAAUACCAGAAUUCCUUGGAACACUUCCUUUCCUCACCUAUUUGAACCUGUCAUUCAAUGAACUCCAAGGUGAAGUUCCAAAACAUGGGAUCUUCAGGAAUGCAAGUGCGGUUUCAGUUGCUGGAAAUCAGAAACUCUGUGGAGGUAUAGCUGAAUUAAGGCUACCCACAUGCAUCAUCACAGCCUCCUCCAAGAGAAAGAGCCACUCUCUGCUUCUCAAAGUAAUAACCCCAGUAGUUUUUAUGGUACUUGUCUUAAUUCUAUUGUUAUCUUUCAUUUUUAGGCGUUAUUUGAGAAGGCCUCGCAGAAAUGAACAGUCUCCUGCACCACCAUUUCCUCAGCAUUUAACAGUUUCUUAUGCAGAGCUCUUUAAAGCAACAAAUGGUUUUUCUGAGGCCAAUUUGAUUGGUGUUGGAAGUUAUGGCUCUGUAUAUAAGGGAAUACUAGACGAAAAUGAUGAAACCUUGAUUGCAGUGAAGGUUCUCAAUCUUGAUCAAAGAGGAGCUGGAAAGAGUUUCAUCUCUGAAUGUGAGGCCUUGAAAAAUAUUCGGCACCGGAACCUUGUCAAGAUCUUAAGUACCUGUUCCAGUAUUGACUUCCAUGGUAAUGAGUUCAAAGCUCUGAUAUUUGAGUUCAUGCCUAAUGGAAGUCUUGAGAAAUGGUUGCAUCCAGAAGCAGAUGGGCAGCAAGUAUUGAAAAAACUUAGCUUUAUGGAGAGACUGAACAUAGCCAUUGAUAUAGCUUCUGCACUGGAAUAUCUACACCACCAUUCCCAUGCAACAAUAGUUCAUAGUGAUCUCAAACCAGGCAAUGUUCUGCUGGAUGAAAAACUGACAGCCCAUCUGAGUGAUUUUGGACUAGCAUAUGUUCUUUCUGAGUUCUCUAGCAGUUCGGCAUCAAAUGGAACAAACUCUGUUGCAAUGAAGGGAUCUAUUGGGUAUAUUGCUCCAGAAUAUGCUAUAGGUGGCAAAGUGUCUACACAUGGAGACAUUUACAGUUACGGAAUACUACUGCUGGAGAUGUUUACAGGGAAGAGACCAACUGAUGAAAUGUUCAAGGAUGGCCUAAACCUUCAUUGUUUUGCUAAGAAAAUGGCUUGCCCAGAGAGAGUGAUGGAGAUCAUGGAUCCACACCUGCAGAUGAAAGAAGAUACAAGAGGUAGAACACUAGAAUGGUUGGUCUCAGUUGUGAAAAUUGGGGUUGCUUGUUCGAUGGACUCACCAAGGGAUCGAUUGGAGAUCAGAGAUGUUGUCACCAAAUUACACUCUAUCAGGAAAGUUUACGAAGGGGUGGGUACUCAUGAAGAUAUAACUAUCCUAGCUCCACGCUAGGAUAGUUACUUCUUACCUUGGCAACUACAAUGGGCAUUCAAGUCAGUUCGUGCCUAUAUUCUGCCGAAUCAAAUCUGUUUGUCUUAGUGAUUAGAAUUUUUGUGAAAGAACUAUUAUAUAUGGAUACGUACCCAAAUAAUCUUCACAUGUCGUUAGUUCGUUACAGAUAAUAUGCCUGUUGAUAAUGUCUAGUAGUGAACUGGAUUCGUCCAAUAAACCAAUUUGAU